Messenger RNA from Emiliania huxleyi CCMP1516, 756 nucleotides. RefSeq lists its product as hypothetical. The record is from RefSeq and is a predicted model, not a curated record. The transcript has 6 exons. Bases 1 to 756 code for a protein of 251 amino acids. NCBI's taxonomy places the organism in Eukaryota, Haptophyta, Isochrysidales, Noelaerhabdaceae.
AUGCAGCCCGUCAGGCCACCACUCUUUCAGAGGCCGUAUCUCAGCGCGGCGGUCUCUGGCGUGGAGCCGUUUGCGUGGGGCGAGCUGACGCUGUCCGAGCUCUCGGAGCUGUACCGCGUGCACCAGCGGGCGGGGGCCGCUGCGCCGCAGUGGCGUGCCCCCGCGGGAAUCGUGGCUGGCAGCCCCGUGGCGUCCACAGACUGCAAGACCACAAAUUGCGACCGGCCGGGAGAACGGCCGAGCGACGACAUGCCGCUCACGCUCGCCCUCUUCGCCCACGACUUCAAUCUCCUCUUUUGGAGGCAGCUGCUGCGACUGCACUGGGUGGUUGACUCGUACGAUGCGCCCACCUCCGUCGCCCCCGACCCCGACGGCGGGUGGCGUGUCGUCGGCUUCUUCACGGCGGCGACGUUCCGCGACCUCGUGCUCGCUGCCGUUGACCCGCGCUGCGUCUUGCAGCCGCUGCGCGACACAACCGCGCGCUUGCGGGACCGCGCGCCGCCGCCGUCCUCCCCGCUCGACAGCACCCCCGCCGUACUCGCGGCAGCCGUCGUCGGUUUCGCUUGCUCUCUGUGCGGCGUCCUCAUGGGCACGUACGGCUUUAGAGUAGUGAAACUGAAACAUGAGGAGGUUGUGCUCUUUAAUCUUGGAGCAGAGCACACCUUGGUGCGCCGGAGGCCGGGGCGGGAGUCACCCAGAGAGUCACCAGUCCCCAGUCGCCAGUGGCCAGUCGAGUGCGAUCCGUUUAAACGGUAA